AUGACCGAGGAUGACUGGCGCUGGCACUUUUAUGACACAGUCAAGGGCUCAGACUGGCUUGGUGACCAGGAUAGCAUUUAUCACAUGUGUAAAAGUGCCCCGGAGGCCGUGAUUGAGCUUGAGAACUUUGGCGUCCCGUUCUCCAGGACUGAAGACGGGAAAAUUUAUCAAAGAGCCUUUGGAGGCCAGAGCCUUAAUUUUGGUAAAGGGGGGCAAGCGUACAGAUGUGCAGCUGUGGCUGACAGAACCGGCCACUCACUGCUUCACACAAUGUACUCGACCUGCCUUAAAUAUAACUGUUCAUUCUUCAUUGAAUAUUUCCUACUGGAACUCAUCAAACACCCGAACGAGAAUCGAGUUAUUGGAGCGAUAUUUUUGAGAAUGAGUAAUAUGGAGUUACAUGUGUUCAGGAGUAACCAUGUGGUGAUAGCAACGGGUGGGUUUGGCCGAUGUUAUUUUAGCUGCACAUCUGCCCACAUGUGUACUGGUGAUGGGAACGCAGCUGUGAGUAGACUGGGACUUCCAAACCAGGACAUGGAAUUUGUACAAUUUCAUCCUACAGGAAUAUAUCCAGCAGGCUGUUUAAUUACAGAAGGUUGCAGAGGCGAGGGUGGGAUCCUACGUAAUUCCGAAGGUGAAGCUUUUAUGGCCAGAUACGCACCGGUGGCCAAGGAUUUGGCCUCAAGAGAUGUUGUCAGCAGGUCAAUGACAAUUGAAAUUAAUGAGGGCCGAGGCUGCGGCCCUAAUAAGGAUCACCUAUACCUUGAUUUAACACAUCUGUCUGAAGAUGUAUUUAGAGAAAAAUUACCUGGAAUUACCGAAACCAGCAAGAUUUUCGCAGGAGUUGAUGCCUCCAAGCAAUAUAUCCCAGUCUUACCAACUGUUCAUUAUAAUAUGGGCGGUGUACCCACCAACUAUAAAACUGAAGUUCUAACAAGCAACUUACUACAGAGUAUGGCUGAAAAUUCAACUAAUUCCAACACCACUGCUGACAGUAAGAAGUCGAGUGGAAAGAGUAAGAAGAAGAGCACUCCAAAUCAGAAAUUGGAAGAUUCAGUGGUAUACGGUUUAUAUAGCGCUGGCGAAAGUGCAUGCGCAAGUGUCCACGGAGCUAAUAGAUUAGGCGCAAAUUCACUAUUAGAUAUUAUCGUAUUUGGGAAAAUGUCCGGAACCACAAUAAAUGAAAAAAUAAAAUCCGACUCCAGCAACAAACUUAACUUACCAAACCAAACACAUUAUGAUGAUGUUGUUGAAAAAACUUCCAACAAAUUAUCAAAUCUUCUGAAUACCACCAAUAAUAACAAUAAUCUAGGUGGUCUCGGCGUAAAAGUGAGCGAUUUGAGAUUGGAAAUGCAGAAGAAUAUGCAAAAGUAUGUUAGUGUAUUUAGGAACGGUGAUUCAUUAAAGGAAGGGAGAGAAAAGAUCAAAGAAUUAGCAAACCAAUUUCAAUAUGUUAAAAUAAGUGAUCCGAGUAAAGUAUUUAAUACGGAUUUACUCGAAGCUCUUGAACUUGAAAAUUUAUUACAACUCAGUUUGCAAAUUGUAACAGGCGCAGAAGCUAGAAAGGAGUCUAGAGGUGCUCAUUCACGUGAAGAUUAUCCUAAGCGUGAUGAUGUCAAUUUUAGAAAACACACUCUAACAUAUCUUCAUAAUCCCUCACAAAGUAAUUCCACUCAGUUAUUUAGUUAUAAAUUCCAUUAUGUAUUUAUUAUAUUACUUAAAAUUACACAUAAAUUGAUGCUACAGUGUAUGACGGAAGUUAUGGAGGAUAUGAUGUAG
Molecule: messenger RNA, 1779 nt
Organism: Theileria annulata
Lineage: Eukaryota; Apicomplexa; Aconoidasida; Piroplasmida; Theileriidae
Product: succinate dehydrogenase (flavoprotein) subunit, putative
Exons: 2
Coding region: 1-1779 (592 amino acids)
Biological process (GO): mitochondrial electron transport, succinate to ubiquinone
Molecular function (GO): succinate dehydrogenase (quinone) activity; electron transfer activity; flavin adenine dinucleotide binding
Source: RefSeq, a predicted model, not a curated record